This is a messenger RNA of Solanum verrucosum, 1063 nucleotides long. Its product is annotated as purine permease 3-like. The transcript is spliced from 2 exons. Bases 5 to 1063 code for a protein of 352 amino acids. Gene Ontology annotation, cellular component: membrane. The record is from RefSeq and is a predicted model, not a curated record. NCBI's taxonomy places the organism in Eukaryota, Viridiplantae, Streptophyta, Magnoliopsida, Solanales, Solanaceae. Gene Ontology annotation, molecular function: purine nucleoside transmembrane transporter activity.
GGAAAUGGAUAAUCAAAGCAGCAGAUGGAGAAAAUUUAUACUUGUACUCAAUUGUAUCACUCUUGGCAUAGGCUAUUGUGGUGGCCCUUUAAUCUCACGUCUCUAUUUCCUCCACGGUGGCCAAAGAAUUUGGCUUUCGAGUUGGCUAGCAUGCAUUGGAUGGCCAAUUAUUCUCAUUGUUCUCAUCAUCCCUUAUUUUUUCCGUCUAAAAACUCAGGGCUCUAAUACCAACUUUUUCUGUAUAACUCGUCAGGAGUUCACAUCAUCAGCCGCGUUAGGCAUUCUAGUUGGCCUAGCUGGUUAUCUUUACGCGUGGGGACCCGCAAAACUCCCUGUUUCUACUUCAACCGUUAUUUAUGCAGCACAACUCGGAUUUACCGUGGUAUUUGCUUUUCUUAUAGUAAAGCAGAAAUUGACUGCGUAUUCGGUGAAUGCGGUUGUUUUAUUGAUAGUUGGAGCGGGAACUUUAGCGCUACGAGCGGAGAGUGAUCGACCAGAAGGGGAAUCAACUAAACAAUAUGUUUUGGGGUUUGUAAUGACACUUUUGGCUGCUGCUUCAACAGGGCUUGCUCUGCCUCUACUUGAGUUGAUUUACAUCAAGGCUAAAAAAAAUGUAACUUACAUUAUGAUUUUGGAGAUUCAGAUGAUACUUAACAUUUUUGGUUCUACUUUUUGCACUGUUGGAAUGAUUGUAAACAAGGAUUUUCAGGCGAUUUCGAGGGAGGCAAGCCAAUUUGAGCUAGGAAAAGCUAAAUAUUAUUUGGUGCUAGUAUGGAGUGCUAUUAUUUGGCAAUUUUCGACACUAGGAAUCGUUGGAGUAGUCCAAUAUGGUUCAUCAUUGCUGUGUGGAAUUUUAAUUGCUUUGUUACUUCCACUCACAGAAUUAUUAGGUUUAAUUUUAUAUCAUGAAACGUUUCAAGUUACAAAGGGGCUUGCCAUAUUCCUCUCUCUUUGGGGAUUUGUUUCAUACUUCUAUGGUGAAAUGAAACAAAGCAAGAAGAAUAAGAAGAAAGAGGAGAAUCCAAUUCCCCAAACAGAAAUGGUUCAAACCUCACCUGUCUGA